Molecule: messenger RNA, 797 nt
Organism: Nicrophorus vespilloides
Lineage: Eukaryota; Metazoa; Arthropoda; Insecta; Coleoptera; Silphidae
Gene: Ccdc58
Product: coiled-coil domain-containing protein 58
Exons: 3
Coding region: 134-544 (136 amino acids)
Cellular component (GO): mitochondrion; mitochondrial intermembrane space
Source: RefSeq, a predicted model, not a curated record
UCACUCUUAUAGAUUAAUCUCUUCCGAACCUUAACCUCUUUUUAAUUUUCUUUUAAUUAUUAUUUUCUCAAAAUUUCUUUUAAUUCCUUCUCCUCGUUAUUUUAUCGUUUUAUUUAGCAUUUAAUUAAAGACUAUGCCAGGUGCCAUUAUGGAGUGCGGGGACUUUAGCGAAUUUCAAGAUGCAUUAAAGAAUAUGCGUAAAGUGGACGAUAUCAUAAUAAACACACUCAACGCUGCUAUACCGACGCAUUCUUUCCAUCCAGAUGCAAGCAAAUCCUGCAAGGAACUCCAGGGUCAGAUUCAGGAGGGCAAUGUGCAGAGGGAACAAGCAAUCAAGAAAUGCAUCACAGUUUCUGCUGAUCGCGUGAAGAAACUCAGAGAGCAACGUGAGACUGAUCUAGGUGAUAUUAGUAUAUCAAAAUCUCUGCGAGCUGAACAAACAAAGCUGAGAAUGCUGCAAGUUGAACUCAGUGUUGAGGAUAUGGUGAAAGAAAGGACCUCCAAAGUCUUCAAUGAAAGAUGCAGGAAAUACUUGAAGGAAUGAUCUCUUUGUGUGGGGAUCUAGUAGACUGGAUGUUUGUAGGAAGACAUAUAUAAAUUGGAUUGAUUUUUUGGGAGUUGAAAAGACAUUUUGCUCAAUCAAUUUGUAAGCUGUUGCCUGACUGGUUUCUACUGCUUUAGAUUCAGUCAACAGUUUGUUUCUCUUUCCUCUCCUUACCUGUUGAACAUUUUUGUACAUUCAUAUACCAUAAAUAAUAUGUAAUUACAACAUUAAAAUUUAUAAUUUUCAAUUCUUA